AUGGACACUCUAAGAAAGUUCUUACGGGUAAAAAGAAAAUCAGAGUAUUUAACGGACAGAGGGAAGAUAAAAAUAACGAAGAAAGACAAAAGGAAGAUCAACAAAUACAAAAGUAAUCUGGCUGUUGGACCAUUUAUUAAUGAAAGGCCAAAUUUAAGUGUAUUUGUGUGUGACACGAGGCAAGAGCCACUAAUGACAAAAGUAUCAGAGAAGGAGAAGCAGGAUAAUUUACGAAGAGUGAAAGAGUCUGAAAAAAUAUUCUUAGAAAAGCAGAAGAGAAAACAGGCAAAACGGGAGAACAGAGAGACUGUUGAGGAUGUAGAAGACUUAUGGGAGGGCAGGGAGAGUUCUUCUAUUACUACAGACAGAAAGCUUAGCAGAAAAACAGAAAGACCAAAGGACAGUGAUGUUUAUAAUAGCACAGACUUAAAUCUGCGCACAACGAGAGAUGGGAUAUGGAAGAAUGUACACUUCUAUAAAGAUUCAAUCAGAAGGCCAAGGGUGUACAGGUCUGAGCUGGAAAAUCUUUAUAAAAAGCUUGACCCAGUAAAGGUAAAAGUACCUUCUGAUACGGAAAUACCUGUUAAGUCAUACACAGACAUACAUUAUAAAGAGAAUAUAAGGGAUGUGAUUAGUAUGUCUAGUGGUAUAUACUAUAUUGUAAUACACAGUUCAUCUAUUUCUUUAUCUGAUGCAGAUGGGUACAUGCCAAUUAGGAAUAUUAUGUUUGUUAAAGGCACUGAAGAUGUUCUAAUUAGAUGUGCGUACUUGUCACCAAAUGAGAAGAAACUAGCUAUAAUUACGUUUGGUCAUGGGAUACUUAUAAUAGAUACAGACAGACUAAUCAAUGCAUCCGAAGAAACCGAGAGGAUAGAUGUGGACGUACAAAAUGAAUACUGUAGGAUAUUCCCAGACAAAACAUUUAGGAAAGGUGCCUGGCACGGCAAGAGUGGAUACUUUGCUGCAAUACUUCAUGGGAAGGUUGUUAUUAUAAAUACAAAACAGAAGAAAGCCGUGGUGUUCUAUAAAGGAACACAGAACAUUCAGCACGUAGAGUUCCAUCCAACUAAGAGUAUACUCAUUAUGAUGGCGCCAUCAUGCAUUCUGUUCUAUGGGCUUUCUACAAAGAGAAAAGACAGUAAAAAGACAAUUUAUCACAUAACAGCAGCAAAUACGCUGUGCAUGUCCAUGGGAACAGAAACAAUGUUUGUGGGCACUGCUACAUCACAGGUGCAAAUAUUCCGCCUAACAAAAGACUUUGACGCUAAUUUCAUUCGGGCAAUAUAUACGCAUGAUACGCCAAGAAAGAUAGUCCUCCACCAGAAGUACGGAUAUGCUGCAGUAUUUGAUAGGUCUCCAACUUUCUUGGUAUACGGUAAUGGACUAAACACAGACUUACCUCCAAAUGAAAGAGCAGGCGCAAUCCAUAAAUACGGAUCAGUCUACAGAUCAGGACUCUUCCAUAAAAAAUACCCAAGAGCAUUAUUUAGUCUUGCAAAUAGACUGAACCUCCUGUGCCCAGAUUAUUCCUGUGCUACUCAGUGAUUAUAUAAUAAAUAGAGA
This is a messenger RNA of Nematocida parisii ERTm1, 1563 nucleotides long. RefSeq lists its product as uncharacterized. The record is from RefSeq and is a predicted model, not a curated record. Gene Ontology annotation, molecular function: protein binding. NCBI's taxonomy places the organism in Eukaryota, Fungi, Microsporidia. The transcript has a single exon. The coding region runs from base 1 to 1545 and encodes 514 amino acids.